Molecule: messenger RNA, 2319 nt
Organism: Puccinia graminis f. sp. tritici CRL 75-36-700-3
Lineage: Eukaryota; Fungi; Basidiomycota; Pucciniomycetes; Pucciniales; Pucciniaceae
Exons: 5
Coding region: 111-2315 (734 amino acids)
Source: RefSeq, a predicted model, not a curated record
UUGCGCAUAUUUAAAGACUGCACUUUGGAGUUGUUCCCCGGAUAAUUACCAGAAUCUGUUCAACAACUCGAAUCAUCAAAUUUUUAUCUUCCCUCAGUUUAGUCUUCAAAAUGGUCCACAAAGGGCAAACCCAUCACUUCAAUUCUCUCGCCACCUCUGCGAAUGCAUCCCAACGCGUCCCCAUUCCUUCUUUGCUCCCAAGGUUCACGGCGACAGAUAGGAUCACAGUCGGCAAACUACAUCCAUCACCUUUGAGUCCAAUGCCUCUCAGUGACUCUUUUCCAACCCAUCAUCCCGAGCCGACACUCAAUCCAUAUGAACAUAGUUCAUCUGCGCCACCGCGACAAACAACCAAGAAGCCCCCAGUCUCCCAAAUUCUCGCUGAUGGGUUUUAUGACGAGUACAGCGACAUGCAACACGUAGUGGCUCGGUACCAAAUCACUCAAACACACUAUUCGGGUUCACAAGUACCGAUUCCAGUUUCCGCGUCGAAGUUUCAAUGCUUGAUUAAAGAACCCACUAUCCGGUUCUUAGAAAUAUGUGGAGAAUUUUUGAUCUGGCUGUGGUUAUUUAUGUGGAAGAAAUUCCAUGCCUUAUUGCCCGAACAUCAAGAUCAAAUAUUACCCAGCCAUCGGGGGCCUUCUCUUCCUCAACUUUACAAAUUGCUCAUUCCGAUAUCCGGGUAUAAUUUGGAGAUUGAAGGAUGUGUUGUAAACUCUGAGAAAGUUCAUGAUGUUCGCUAUCAGAUAUACCGCCGACCUGAUUUCACUGAAAAUGAAAUCAAAGCCGAUAUAAUUUAUCUUCCGGAAACUCCUCUGAACGGCCCAAUGGAUGUAUCACCCCUGAUGGCUGCAUUCAUCCAUGGAGGACACAGGAUCGUGAUUCCCCAAGUCAGCGGGCCGGAGAAAUCGGUCCCCGACGUAGGACACCAAUCUCGCGUUAUUGCCUUGGUGCUUCGACAUCUUAAAUCUAAGGACCAAGAGUCGGUGAAGAGGCUUCGACCUCAACAAGCGCACUUAGGCACAGAGACUAUUUCAAGUCUCGGCAGCACGUUGUCUUCUUCAACUUGUUACUCGGGGAACCGACCCGUUUUCUUACUUGGCUUGGGACAUGCCGCCUUAGUUGCGCUCUCCUAUCCCCUUGAGAUCGGACAGCCGAUUCAUGAAUUCCCGCAGCCGCUUGGAUCAUCCGGUGCACUAUCGAUUCCAUCGGUUUCUGCGCGAGCGGAACCUCCGCGGUCGCUGAUGGGAAAACUCAAUAGCUUUUGUGAUUCAGUUAACUCUGGGAUGACGGGUCUUGGAUGGUGGGCUCAAGGGACUGCAAGGCAGGCAAGAGCGGAAUUCAAAUCUUGUGGCCCCUUGCCAAAAAUACAUGGUAUAAUUGCGAUUGGACCGAUGUUAGACCCAAGCGGGAGUAACCAUAAGCAAAAAUACUGGUUUAAAAAGCCCAAGCAAGUCUCUCAAGGGAUCGGACCAGCAAGUUAUUCACCCUCAAUGAACAAUGCGGUCAAAAGGCUACACCUCAACGCAAGUAACAUCAGGGUUCCAGUCAUGAUAGCACAUGGUACCAAGGAAGCGUUCAGUCUCAUAGAAGGGAUUAACUCUUUCUAUGGAGCACUUGCUUCAGCGGAUUCCACCCUUAUCUUCUGUCCUACCUUACGGCACGGCGGAGACCUGGCAGGCGAUUCGGCUCGUAACGGACUUGCAAAUGACUGCAUGAGAUGGAUUGAUUGCCUCGACUCAACAGCCGCGAUUACCCCAGAGGUCUCGGCUCAGACACUAUGUCUACCCACCAAGAAACAACACCCUGAACCUAAUCCAAGCGCUUCUAUUAACGAAGCUGAGGAUACAUCAUCAGUCGAUGCACCUGAGGCUGUUAUGACUGAGCCAGUUGCCGUGCUGGCUGGUCAGCUCGAAGAAGACAAUUGUUCUACCGAUUUUAGUUCUUGGUUUGGCUCUGAGGGUCCUUGCAGUAUUCAGACUCUUUCUCGGAAUCCCUCAGCUGGCGCAAGUAUCUACAGUUCUACCUCUCGGGGCGCAAGAUUAUCUUCAGGAUCAUACUUUUACUCGCCGGAAUUGAUGGGAUCGAUUUCACUGGAGAUGAAACUCGACUCUCCUCACUUGAGCAGUGGUUUCUCAAGUCCAGCUCCUCGAACCCCGGCAACCGAUUUCUUCCCAUUUCUACCCCCAUCGGCUAAGAUAAUUGAUCAUCACCAUGGUCCUCACGGUGUUGUAUCUGUUGUGAGAAGCAAUCGAGAUAGCUACCAAUCUCUAUCAUGUAUCAACAUCCCCGGAAGCAGCCUAGGAUUCAACUGAAGAG